This is a messenger RNA of Capsaspora owczarzaki ATCC 30864, 3657 nucleotides long. RefSeq lists its product as hypothetical. The transcript has 5 exons. The record is from RefSeq and is a predicted model, not a curated record. NCBI's taxonomy places the organism in Eukaryota, Filasterea, Ministeriida, Capsasporidae. The coding region runs from base 1 to 3657 and encodes 1218 amino acids. Gene Ontology annotation, molecular function: DNA binding.
AUGAGCCGAAAGGGGGAGGGUGCUGAUCCAGGCGACCGCAGCCACACCGCCGCAAGCGGGGCAGGGAACAUGUCGGGCGGCGGGAUGCCUGGAAUCCCAUUCAGCAGUGUCACUGUGCAUGGGAAUGGGUAUCCGAGAAAUACUGCCAGCAACGGCAGCGCGGGAGACGCGGCGCACCAGCUGUACCACCACCCGAUGCAGCAGCAGCAGCAACGAUACCGACAAGAACCGCAGCCUCAGCUUCAUCAGCAGCAGCAGCCAUUCGGUCCCACCGCGUUUCCCAACCACCUCCACCACCCGAGCCACAUGAGUCUGCCUGAAUCCUACCAUGCGUCUGUAUCAGCAGCAGCAGCAGCCGCAGCAGCAGGAGCAGGAGCAGGAGGAGGAGCAAGUUUUGUUUCAGCGUCGUCCAACCUCAUUCCCGAGCGGCAUCCGAUGCAAAGUGCCCACCCCGCGCACGUCAUCUACCUCCCACAACAACAUCAGCAGCAGCAGCAUCAACAACCACAGCCAUCCUUGCAGCAGCAGCAGCCGGCGAUGCAGCAGCCAGCGCAGGCAAUGUUUGGCUCUGGCUCGCUGCUGCAAAGUCAGAACCAACAAGGUGUGAAGUCCACUCCUCCUCCCCCUCCAAGUCAUCUGCUCCACUCGUUCCAACCACACCAACCGCCCCACCUGCAGGAGCAGCCCCAGCCACAUCAACUCUAUCCUCAGCUCCAUCCACAGCAACAACUACUACAACAGCAGCAGCAGCAGCAGCAGCACGGUUCAAACCAGUCGUGUUCCACCCCGUUUCCCACUUCUUCUUCAGCUGCUUUGGCGCCAUCGCAAAUGGCGCUGCACCUCUCACACCCAAGUGGUGACCCGCCAUCAGCAUCGCCAUCAUUAGCCUCACUACAGCAGCAUCAGCAACAGCAACAGCAGCAGCAGCAACAACAGCAACAGCAGCAUCCGCUGCCAAACGGCACAAACCACAGCGCUCAUAUCGCGUUACACGCGUCGCCACCACCGCCCCAGGUCGCCUCCUCGGCGCGUCUGCCGCCCCAGUCCCAGCAGCCACAGCAGCAGCAGCAACUACAGUAUCAGUACCAGCAGCCGCAGAUGCAGAUGCAGCCGCAGAUGGCCAUGCAGCUCGUCAACGUUGCCGGCCAACCGCAUCAACCGCAGGUCCCCUUCCUCGGUUCCUCUCCUCAGCAGACGCAGUACGCACCGUCGUUCCAGACCCAGCCCCAGCCCCAGCAGCAGCAGCAAGCGUCGUUCCAGGUCUACCCCCACCAUCCGAUUCAGCAGCAGCAGCAGCAGCAGCAGCAGAGUGGCGGAGCAGUCGUGUUGAGCGCUGGGAAACCUUCCGUCUUGAACGGCAACGUUGUUGCUCUGCCGACCCCAUCAUCGUCGUCAUCGUCGUCCCCGGCGUCCAUGUGGCUCGGCAAGAGUGGCAGCGAUCUCUCUCAGGGUAGCAAUUUUAUGGUCGCAGUGCCUCCCUCUCAGCAGCAGCAGCAACUCCAACAACAACAACAACAGCAACAACAACAAACGAGCUCACACGGACACAAUAAUGGACCCGUCACUGGACCAGCCUACUAUGUGCUGAACGGCGCGUCCUACGCACCCCAGCCACCACAGCAGGCAGCAGCAACGACUUUGUCAGCAGGCUCAGGGUCGGUCGGCAUCGCGGAGCAGCCGAGACCAGUCCUUUUCGAUCAGCAGCAGCAGCAGCAACAGAAACUCCCCGCCACGAUGCUCGCCAGCAGCACGUACACGUAUGUGUCAUCCCCGCACCACCCCAUGCUGGGCGGCGGGCCACAGCAUCAACCGCCUCCCUCAAUGAUGCUGCUGUCUCAAGCGCUGAACCAACAGCAGCAGCAGCAGCAGCAGCAUCAACAACAAGCAGGAGGGCAGCAGCAAGGUCCGCUGAUGCACCCAACGCCCUUUCACACUGCUCUGACUCCGCACCCGCAGCCCCACUACGCCCUCGCCCCGCACCAACAGCAAGGCCAGCAUCAAAUACAGCAUUAUGGCAUGGGUGGCGGUGGCGGUGGCGGUCCGCAGCUCGUCUUCCAGGCGCCGUCAGCCGGACACUUUUACGGGGAUCACGCGAGCGUGGCACAAAACACCCAACCGCAAACCCAACCUCCGCAGCAGCAGCAGCAGCAGGCCUUCCAGUACCCGCAGUUCCACCCCUCCUACCACCCUCAUCAGCAGCAGCAGCAGAUGCAGAUGCAGAUGCAGCCGCAGCAGCAGUACCAGCAACAGCAACACUUGCAGGGCGAGGGUGUGAAAGUGGCGACGGUGACGACGCCGCCUGUUACACCUGUCAACGGCAGCCAAACCGCAUCGGCAUCUGCACGGGCCGAGAUGCCGCCCCAGCACCAACCCCAGCACCAACCCCAGCAGCAGCAACAGCAGCAGCAGCAUCAACAACAGCUGCAACACCAACAGCAGCAGCAACAGCAGCAGCAUGAGCAUGCCGAAACAGCAGCCGCAACAGCCGACUCUGCUUCCAGUUCUUCCAGCGUUACCAAGCCAAAACCACACGUCGCGACCGCGUCAGGCACCACCGCUGCAAAACCAUCAUCCGCAGCAACAGGAUCCGAGACUGCAUCAGCACGGACGGACUCGGAAGCACCGUCAACUUUGCCCAGUUCUGCCGCCUCGUCCUCCUCCACUUCCACCGCUGCCGCCGCCCCCGCCGCCGCCACCCCCGCCGCUGCCCCCGCCGCAAAGGCCAGCAAAGCCAGCAAGUCAACAAGCAAGAGCACCAAGCAAGCUGCGUCCUCCAGGCAUGCAGGGUCGCCAGGUGGCUCAGAUGGCUCGUCGUCGGAAAAGUCAAUGCAAUACGACGAGGAUGAUUUCGACAUGCGCGAGUACAUGGGAUACGACUCGGACGACUAUUCGCUAGUCGAACGAGAGGCUGUCGACAAUCAACCAACCUCAGGCACCAAACGCCGGCGAGCUGCGGACGACGAUGGCGAUGACUCUGCCAAUGACUCUGGCCAAAGCGACGAAGAGGACGACGAUGGCGAGGACGACGACGCAGACGACUACCGCAAGGGUGGCCGACGAGGAGGUCGCAAAGCGCGGGGUCGUUCCGGCAAGACCGCCAGUGGGCGUUCUGCAGCCACCCCCAAGAGCCGCAACAAGCGUGUUCGUGUGGACGCAGGUGCUGCAGACGGUGCCGCUGCCGCAGAAGGCUCAGAAGAACGUGGCGCACGUCGCCGCCAAUCACGUCCAAAGGUGCCGUGGACGGACGAGGAGCAUCGUCUGUUCGAGGAGGCACUCGAGCUGUAUGGUCGCGACUGGAAUCAGGUCCGCGAACACGUAGGAACAGGACGCGAUACUUCUGCCAUCCGUAGUCACGCGCAAAAGCAUUUCAUCAAGAUGAUGCUCGCUGAAAUCCCGCUGCCUGCGAAGGUUUGCGAAACGGGAGCAGGCUAUUCUCUGUCUGGCAGACCCCUCGAUCCAGAGGCAGGCAGCCUCCGAGCCUACCGCGAGCGUCCUGCAAAUGCCGGGCGGCGUGGAGGACGCGUUCCCCAUCCCAGUCAAGCUUCUUCAUCUUCGAACGCCGCGGCGCCUGCCGAUGCUGCUAAUGCUGUGGCGGAUGGCGACGAGGAAACGGAUGGCAGCUCCGCCAACAGCACUCCGAAGCUUUCUGGAGCGUAA